AUAGCUUCCGCACAUGCUGUGCUCUCCGUAUUUAAAUAUACAUAAUAAUAAGAGAGACGAGUCAAUUUUUGGUGUGUACAGCCGCGCGCCGUGUCGCUUAUAUUAUUACUCUCUGACUCUCACUCUUCGCAUACAUACAUAUAUAUGCGAGAGCAGCAGCCAGCCAGCCAACGACCAACUUAUACACUGCUGAGUACAACGACUCGCGGACAGCAGUAGCAGCAGCAGCCGUAGCCGCAGUAGCAGUAACAGCAGCAGCACACACGCUUCCUUUUUUUACCUCGCCAACGUACGACGACUACUCGGCGAUAUAUAUAAUUGGCUGAAAAUAAAGAACUAGUGAUCAACCGUUAAAAAUGGAACAAGUUGAUGGUUCAUUCAAAUUUCAAGACCACAAUAACGGGUCUGAAGAUACACCCAUGCCUUUGGUAGGAGCUCUCGAAAGUGUAGCUAUUUUGGAUGCUGGUGCUCAAUAUGGAAAAGUCAUUGAUAGGAAAGUACGAGAACUUAGUGUCCAUUGUGAAAUACUGCCUCUUGAUACACCAGCGUUAACCCUCAAAGAACAGGGUUAUAAAGCAAUUAUUAUAUCUGGGGGACCUAGCUCUGUAUAUGCAGAAGAUGCACCCAGAUAUGACGCAGAUAUUUUCAGAAUAGGAAUUCCUGUUUUGGGUAUUUGUUAUGGAAUGCAAAUGAUGAACAAAGAAUUUGGAGGGUCUGUCGAAAGAAAAGAGUGUCGUGAAGAUGGUCAGUUCACAAUUGAAGUUGAUACAAAGUGCCUCUUAUUCAAAGGCUUGGAAAAAGAUCAAAUGGUACUAUUAACCCAUGGUGAUAGUAUAGAUAGAGUAGCAGAUUCUUUUAGGGUUACCGCUCAAUCAUCAAAUUUUGUUGCUGCCAUUGCUUGUGAUAAAUUAAAUUUAUAUGGUGUACAAUUUCAUCCAGAGGUUGAUCUAUCAACCAAUGGUAAAAUUAUGCUGCAAAAUUUUCUGUUUGGUGUAGCUGGACUCACUGGAAAUUAUACAUUGCGAGAUCGUGAAUCUCAAUGCAUUCAAUAUAUUCAAGAAACUGUUGGUAACAAUAAAGUUUUAUUACUUGUUAGUGGUGGUGUUGACUCAACAGUUUGUGCAGCUCUACUUCAUAAAGCAUUGAAAAAAGAACAAGUUAUUGCUGUACAUAUCAAUAAUGGUUUUAUGAGAAAAGGUGAAACACCUUUGGUUGAACAAAGUCUGGCAGAAAUUGGCAUUAAACUGAAAGUAAUCGAUGCGACGCUUGAUUUUCUUCAUGGUCAAACGACGAUUCCGGAAGGUUCCUCUAUUCCUUGCGAGACCACUGCAACGAAUAAUCCUGGAGAAAAUCAAAACCCUCCAGCUACUUAUUGUGUAGUAGUUAACAAAGCCAAUAGAGAUGUCAAUAUUUUCCCAAAGCCAAAAUUAACGAAAAUGCUUUGCUCAACAACAAAUCCAGAAGAGAAACGCAAAAUCAUCGGCGACGUCUUCGUUCAAACAGCCAACGAAGCAAUGGAAGAGUUGGGUUUGAAACCCGAAGAAGUCUUUCUCGGACAGGGCACAUUAAGACCCGAUCUUAUUGAAAGUGCCAGCUCUCUAGCCAGUGGCAAAGCCGAUGCCAUUAAGACACAUCACAAUGACACUGCAUUGGUCAGAGAGCUUCGCGAUCAGGGUAGGGUCGUUGAACCGCUCAAAGAUUUCCACAAAGACGAAGUCCGGCAAUUGGGUUGUGAUCUUGGCCUUCCAGAAUCACUUGUACAAAGACAUCCGUUCCCGGGGCCAGGUCUAGCUAUUCGGAUAAUUUGCGCAGAAGAGCCUUACAUGGACAAAGAUUUUUCCGAGACAAGAGUACUGGUAAAAAUAAUAGCAGAAUACGAACAAAUGCUUCAAAAGAAACACGCCCUUUUGAAUCGAGUGGAUGGCGCUACGAGUGAGAUAGAGCGCCAGCGACUCCGUACAAUUUCGAAUCAACGUCAUCUUUCCGCGACGCUUUUACCCAUUCGAAGCGUUGGAGUACAAGGUGAUUGCCGUAGCUACAGUUAUGUAGUUGGUUUAUCGAGUGACGAGAAUAUACUUGAACCUGCAGAAUGGGAUGAUUUAUUGUUCCUUUCGAAAUUAAUACCACGAAUCUGCCACAACGUCAAUCGAGUUUGUUACAUUUUUGGUAGUAAAGUACAGCAUCCAGUCAUGGAUAUUACUCCGACGUAUCUUACCCCCAAUGUUAUUGGGACUAUUAGACAAGCUGAUUACGUUGCAAAUCAGGUUUUGUCGUCGAACGGUUGUAUGGGUCGUAUUAGUCAAAUGCCAGUAGUCUUAAUCCCUAUUCAUUUUGACCGUGACUAUGCCGCGCGUUCACCUCCCUGCCAGCGUUCCGUUGUUCUCAGGCCGUUCUGUUCGCGGGACUUCAUGACAGGUACUCCAGCCAUACCUGGAAACGAAUUACCUAUGCACGUAAUCAAGAAAAUGGCCAGUGAAAUUUCCCUAGUCCCGGGCAUUUCGCGCGUUUUGUACGACCUUACGUCCAAACCACCAGGCACUACUGAAUGGGAGUAGUGAAUUCACGUUGAAGACAGUCACUCGCAAUAUUUAUUUAACAUACAAAAAAUUUUAAAAACUUUGCCAAUCUAUUGAAAAAGUUUAAUAUUGACGAUCAACAUUCGUCGAUUGUUACACUUUUAAUUAUCAUGCAAUAUAAGUUGGUAAUAAACAGUAAAAAAAAAUUAACAGAAAUGUCAACAAGUGUAACUGGCUGUGCAUGUGCGUUGACUAGAUAUGCUUGACUUUUUCUCAGUAUGAGUAAUUAAAAUAACGUUGAAACAAGAUUUCUCAAACAGCAAAAAAAGGUACAUGAAAAUUGUAUGUUUGUAUAUUACGGUUAUUUGUAUGCAGCUAUUUAUAUACAGUGCAUUAUAUAUCUCACAUUUAUUAUUUACAAUAUAACGACUUUUGGUUGAUUAUCAAUCGAACAAAAGAUACGUGACAAAAAACUGUUUUAUUUGAAAAUGAUUAAUUUUUUACUUAAUAAAAAAACUGCCUAUUAACAAAUAAUGGCGAAAAAGUAGCUCUAGAGCAUUUUUUUUUAAAAAUAACACUGGAGCGACGAAAAUAACUCUGAGUGUAUAAAGGAAAAAAAAUGUUUACGAAUCUACGUCAGGUGAAAAAAGCUUCAAUGUGCUUUUAGGUAUGAAUGACUCUACGGGUGAUCGUGCAUUAAAUGAUUUAAUAAAACAUAAAAAUGGUUGUACGUUUGCAUGUUUAUGAUUGUAGAGAGUAUGUGCGUGAGUAGAGAGAAAAAAUGUUAAUUAAGAAUUGCGUAAGAGUUGAGUAUCAGUGCUUCUUGUAAAUAUGUUAUGCAUUCACCUUUGUCAUCGUUUAUUUAAGCAAAUUGUAAAAAAAUUUAUUUAUCAAGUAACAUAUAAUGUAUAGAAUUCCAUAAGUACUUGGUCACAAAUCUUGUUACAUAAUUGAUUCUUCAUAAGAAUUAUUAUAAAAAAAAAA
Messenger RNA from Trichogramma pretiosum, 3500 nucleotides. RefSeq names its product GMP synthase [glutamine-hydrolyzing] (gene bur). Gene Ontology annotation, molecular function: GMP synthase activity; GMP synthase (glutamine-hydrolyzing) activity; ATP binding. Lineage: Eukaryota; Metazoa; Arthropoda; Insecta; Hymenoptera; Trichogrammatidae. The record is from RefSeq and is a predicted model, not a curated record. Gene Ontology annotation, biological process: GMP biosynthetic process. The coding region runs from base 357 to 2555 and encodes 732 amino acids. Gene Ontology annotation, cellular component: cytosol. The transcript is spliced from 9 exons.